Messenger RNA from Botrytis cinerea B05.10, 622 nucleotides. RefSeq lists its product as hypothetical. NCBI's taxonomy places the organism in Eukaryota, Fungi, Ascomycota, Leotiomycetes, Helotiales, Sclerotiniaceae. The transcript has 2 exons. The record is from RefSeq and is a predicted model, not a curated record. Bases 97 to 474 code for a protein of 125 amino acids.
GAGUUUCUAGACUUGGCAAUAUUAGUUACAUGUAUCAGAUCAAAGAUCUUGAGGCCAUGUGUAUUUCCCUUGCCAUCCACAUAAUCCCAUCUUGCCAUGUAUCAGGAUAGUUUUCCCUUUCCCUUCCUUUUCUUUCCCACCUUUCACUUCCCAACUCGACAUUGCAAAGAAACUGUUCCCCAUAACGCCGUGCCGACAACCGAGCCGUCUCAACAACGCCCGUCCUGGCUGAAGAAAGCAAAUGAGUGCGCCAUCCUAUCCCAUCUCACAUCAUACUAUCAUCUACUCGAAAACAAAUCACAAUAUCUAACAACCCCGGCAAUCAACCAGCCCAAUCAUUACAGCUACGUUACACAACUCCGCAUCAAGCUAUCAAGUGUAUCGAUAUCAAAAGCACGUACAGCACGCCAUGUGGCUGGAGCAGCGGCAAGUUUGCCCUACGAUACACAAUCUCACACAAUCAUUAUUGCCUAGCCCAAACUACUCAAAAUUAAUUAUAUUGGGGUCAUGAGGUGGAAUAUCAGAUGACACGUUGACUUAUUCAUUAACUCGCCAAAUGCGUCGUUCGCGAGGAUAGGUUAGGUACAUCUUCAUCUUUUGGCUCUUCGGGAAAUUCUCAUCA